AUGAGCCGCGCGAUAUCGCGCCUUGUUGAGGCAUGCAAUCGUCUGAGCAUCACUCAGAGAUCUCAAAUGCAUUAUCUUCGUCCUCCUCCAGCCUCCUCGAUUUUACCACCGUGCCCUGUUCCAUCAACAAUUAUAAUCGAACAGAGAUUUCCUACGAAUGGAUCCUAUCAUUUUCCACAGCCGUCUGUCUCCAUCGAUCUACCGUCUCUUGAGAAUCCUCAACAGGUAUACACCUUUCCAACACUGCAUCGUUCUCCUAUGGUAGCUCCUGGACUCGAUAUUACGGAAAUCUUAGAAAAACUAGCCCCAACAGUAGAGAAAAAUUCUGUAAUUGCUCCAGGAAACUCAAAUAAGGCACCUAUGUGGCUUUCUCCACGUCUUCUUACAAUUCGUCGUAAAAAAAUGAAGAAACAUAAGAGAAGAAGGAGAUACGAUCGAGACUUUUUCAAAUACCAAAAAUAUCAUCGCGAGAAAAAGCUGAAAGCAGAGCGAGAAUUCCAAAAGCGAAUGAAGUCGUUGCUCACCGAGUUGGAAGCAUUUGAUCCAGAGAAAUACGUGAAAGAUACUAUUCGAAUGGCUAAUAAGGAGUGGCAAGACGAAUUAGCACCGACUGGAAGAAAAUUGUAUCCACAUUGGAGCAGAUUUAUGAGUUUGGAACAGUUAUACGGUCUUCCAAAAAGCGAGUACAUUGAUAAAAGAUCAGGGCUUCCAACACCGGAAGAAGCUGAACAAAUUAAAGCGUUGAAGGAGAAGUAUGCCAAGCUGUACCGAAGAAAGUAG
Molecule: messenger RNA, 780 nt
Organism: Caenorhabditis remanei
Lineage: Eukaryota; Metazoa; Nematoda; Chromadorea; Rhabditida; Rhabditidae
Exons: 4
Coding region: 1-780 (259 amino acids)
Biological process (GO): mRNA processing
Cellular component (GO): mitochondrion
Source: RefSeq, a predicted model, not a curated record